Messenger RNA from Oldenlandia corymbosa var. corymbosa, 1989 nucleotides. The record is from the annotation of a GenBank genome assembly. NCBI's taxonomy places the organism in Eukaryota, Viridiplantae, Streptophyta, Magnoliopsida, Gentianales, Rubiaceae.
AUGACACCGACAUUGCUUGAUGUAUGCGUCAUCACUGGUCUGCCUGUUAUUGCAGAUGUGGCUGUGGAUAGCCAUGUGACUGAUGAUGAUGCAGCUGUAGCUGCAGCGGGGCAACUCAGAAGCUAUGGACCUUUCAUCAACGAAAACAAAGGGCACACAAGCCGGUUACAUCAUAUCCGAUUUCCUGCUAUGUGGUUGAAUAGGUAUGUGUUUCCUAGGAAAUCCUUUCAAAUGACUAUGGAUUGGUAUCAUGUUGUUGGUAAGUUAGCAUCUGGAGUACAAAUGAACUUGGCAGAAGCGAUACUUGCUAUGUUGUAUCAUUGUUUGCAUGAAGCCAGGCAUAAUCCUGUUGAUACCCUCUCUGGCCCUUUGUGGUUAUUGCAUUUUUGGUUAUAUAUGUACUUUCUUAGCUUAAAACCAAAAGGUAUCCAUCCUGUGGAGAGUGGCGAACCUUUGUGCCUUGUUGUGCAUCAAUAUAGUGCACCAAACUAUGAUGCCACACAAGUCUUCAAGACUGUCUUUGAAUCGACCCCUAACAUUGAGGCGAGUGUACAACAACUUAGCCAUGACUGGUGGCAUAAAAGCUUUGGGGAAGUUUGCCAUGCUGAAGCAGAGAAUGGAAAGUGGAGCAGCCAUGGUAAAUUCGGCCUGGCAUCUGUAUGGAGUCAUCUGCUGUCAGUAAGGGACCUGUUUUAUGGCUGUAAGAGUGCACAAUCCCGGAAUGUUGUAGCGGAUAUGCACGUUGAAAACUAUCCAGCAAACAUGGUAGCCCGGCAAUUUGGUUUUGCCCAGAGCGUGCCGCACUUUGAUGUAUCUUGCUGGAAUACAGGGAGGCUUGGUAGGGAAAAACUCACAAUGUCUCAAUACACCACGCAUCGGGUGUUGAUGGAUCUGAGAGGUAGGUCAGCAGCAACAAUUCCAUUCAAUUUCUGUUUCGAUGUAACACCUGGAUUUGCAGACUGGUGGUAUGAGCUGUCAAUUGGUAUGUAUAGCUCUGGAUUCGAGGCAAUCAAAACCUCCUUUGGUAUUGGCAAGUUUGCAAAGAACAAGUCAGUUGGUGGUGUUGCAGAAACAAAGAAGAAAGGAGACACUGCAGCAAAGUCUGGCGGUCAAUCAAGCACGAAGAGAACUGACAACCGCCGUUGUCAGGGCAAAAAAGGUACAGGGAAGGAUGCUCCAACCUCCACCCGUCGAUCCAAGAGGUUGAUUGGGAAGAAGCGGUCUGCUACUGAAAUCAGCAAUAAGGAGAAUCCCGUAUCUGUGUCUAAGAGUGAAGAGGAAGAAACAGAAUGCCCUGGCAGCAAGAAAGGUUCCAUCGCAGUAGCUGAAGAUCGGGUUGUGCAGAAAACAGUUCUUGAUAUUGGCGGUGCCAGGAGCAAAAAGGUAAUGAAAACGUCUAGUUCGAGCGCUCCAACCGCUUCUGGGAAAAAAGCUCCUCCAUCCUUAGAGUCACUCAAAGCUAGACUGGAACGAACAAAAGCGGCAGCUUAUGUGAGAAUAGAAGAAACGUCUAGGGUCCCUGAAAUGCCUCUGGUAGCUGCGUUGCAACAAAUCACAGAGAUGUUUCCACUAUCUGCUGAAGAAGUAUACAACGAAAGAUACGAUCAGUUGAGCCAAUUGCUAGCCGUUAUGCAGAAUUCCAUCAUCGAAGGGAAUAUGGCUGCAGCAAUACGUUUAGUGUCUUUGAUAAUGGCUAAAUUGUUACAUAAAAGCAUCACAAUAAACUUUGUAUUUGAUGAACAAUUGGGGGUAUUUCCUAACAUUGGUGCAAUUUACUUAGCUCGUUUUCAUGUUAUUGUUAGAGGCAUGCUUGUCCCCCAGCCGCAAUCUCAGCCACCACUGCUGAUCAAUGAGAGCAAAACGGCUACUGCUAGAAGAGAGAAAAGGAACGGCCAAGUUGGAUUGCAGGCUCAAGACAUUGGGAGGAUUAAACAACUCCAAGCAUGGGGAGGCUCUCAUGAUGAAGACACCGGUUGCAAGGCCCUAUAA